Molecule: messenger RNA, 2210 nt
Organism: Rubroshorea leprosula
Lineage: Eukaryota; Viridiplantae; Streptophyta; Magnoliopsida; Malvales; Dipterocarpaceae
Source: the annotation of a GenBank genome assembly
AACGGACAACAUACGCCACACCUCGCUUUCUCUAACAUGGCCUCACGAUCAUUGUGGCGAACCCGGACCAAGCUCGCGGUGGUCGCCACUGCGUUCUGUGGCGGUGCUGCCACAGUUGCGGUUGCUACCUCCGAAGAUCCAGCAAAUUCUCUUAAACUCUGCACCGCUGUUCCCCUCCGCCUUCUUCGAGACUCCGUAACGGCUGCCUCCAUCGCCUUUGAUUAUGAGUACUCUCUAUGGGGAUUGCCUGAAGGAAGUAGUGAGAGGCAGCGGAUUAAACAUGAAGUUCACCUCAGGUCUGCGCGCAAGCUUCAAGAACUCUGUUUCAGAAAUGGAGGGAUAUAUAUUAAGCUCGGUCAACAUAUCGGGCAGUUGGAAUAUUUAGUACCUGAAGAGUAUGUCAGGACAAUGAGGGAGUCUAUGUUGAAUAAGUGUCCAGUUUCUUCAUAUGAACAAGUAUGUGAAGUUUUCAAGAAGGAGCUCGGCGAGACACCUGAUAAAGUAUUUAAUGAAUUUGACCCUGUUCCAAUAGCAAGUGCUUCUCUUGCACAAGUUCAUGUUGCUCAUACACAUGAUGGCCAGAAAGUUGCUGUGAAGGUUCAACACACUCACAUGACAGAUACUGCAGCUGCAGAUCAUGCAACUGUGGAACUGAUUGUAAACACUCUGCAUUGGUUUUUCCCGUCUUUUGAUUACAGAUGGUUGGUGGAUGAAAUGCGAGAAAGUUUACCCAAGGAACUAGAUUUUUUGACUGAGGCCAAGAACAGUGAGAAAUGUUUGGAGAAUUUCAGGAAGCUAUCUCCUCACAUUGCAGAUUAUGUAUAUGCACCACAGGUGCAUUGGAAUUUAAGUACUUCGAGGCUGCUAACUAUGGAAUUCAUGGAUGGUGCACAAGUUAAUGAUGUGAAGACAAUUCAAAAACUUGGAAUUCAACCUCAGGAAGUUGCAAAAUUGGUUAGUCAAGCCUUUGCAGAGAUGAUGUUUAAGCAUGGUUUUGUUCAUUGUGAUCCCCAUGCUGCAAACAUAAUAAUUCGCCCAUUGCCUUCUAGUAAAUGGAACAUUUUUGCCAAGAGAAAACCACAGCUGGUACUUCUGGAUCAUGGUCUUUAUAAGGAACUUGACUUCUCCACCAAGUUCAACUAUGCCAAACUUUGGAGGGCAUUGAUCUUUUCUGAUGCUAAAGCAAUAAAGGAAACUAGUGUGAAAUUGGGUGCUGGGGAGGAUCUGUAUGCUUUAUUUGCAGGGAUUCUAACCAUGCGGCCGUGGAACAGGGUCAUUGACCCUGCUGUUGAUCAUUUGGUCAUAAAGGGCUCUGAUAGUGACCGUUCAGAAUUACAGAUGUAUGCAUCUCAGUAUUUUCCUCAAAUAUCAGAGCUUCUCAGGAGACUUCCGCGUGUUAUUUUGUUGAUGCUCAAGACAAAUGAUUGCUUAAGGGCAGUCAAUAAUGCUCUGUUACAGGGUUCGUCCCUGGAGACAUUCCUAAUCAUCGGUAAAGUUUCAUCUGAGGCAGUUAUAGAGGCAAAGCGGCUGCAGAGUAAAUCCUUGUUACAUCGGCUAAAUAUCUGGUUGGAGGAGAUUUUGGUAGAAGCUCGACUUCUUGGAAUGCAGUUAGCCUUGUGGCUUCUACAACUCAGGAAAACAUUAGCGUGGUCAACCUAAUAAAAUGAAUAAAUUCUUUCUCAAACACAGUUUUUCUCUUCCCAUUCCUUUCCAUCACAUAUUUGGCAUCAAUAUUCUUUGUUUCCGUCGAUCAGAACUAGUCUCUCCUGCAUUUGGGUUAGAGCAUGGCGGAUUGAAGAUUGAUUUUGUAUCAAGAUAUAGCAACAAACAAACAAGUCAAGGUAAUUUGUUAUUUUUAGUUUCACAAAAACAUUCGGCUCCAAGGGACUUCCAAUAAUGUUCUACUCUUGGGGUUGUUAUUUAAGACCGAACAAACAGUUGUUUUUCUCAAUAAUAAACAGAAGGUGGAAUUUUUUGGAUAUAUACAAGCUCUCAUUUGUGAUGGUAGGGUUGUUGGUGGCCUGUAUGUUUGUUUUUCUCAGCCGCCAUAGUGGUUGCUCUAGUCAAUCUUCCUCUAUACUCUUUUAGAUGGUGUUCAUCAGGAUUAAAUUCUGAAUGUACUCUCAGAUUUGUAGUCCGUAAACCUCAACUGGUACCACCUAGUCCUAGAACUGUUUAAGAGUUAAACAGAAUAAUAGGGACCCAUGUAC